UUCGAUGGAGAUGGAGAUGGGUUCGGUGGAAGAUGAGAAUGAAAACUCACCGGUAAAGCAGGUGGCUUUGACGGUGCCGACGACGGACGAUAUGAGUCUUCCUGUGCUGACCUUCCGAAUGUGGGUACUUGGGGUGGUGUCGUGCGUGUUACUGUCGUUCUUAAACCAGUUCUUCUGGUACAGGACUGAGUCCUUAACCAUAACCUCCAUAUCUGCCCAGAUAGCAGUGGUCCCACUGGGGCAUCUCAUGGCAUCCACCCUCACCGAUCGCAUUUUCUUUAAGGGUAGCCGGUGGGAGUUCACCCUCAAUCCGGGACCAUUCAAUGUGAAAGAGCAUGUGCUCAUCACCAUCUUUGCUAAUUCUGGAGCUGGCACUGUCUAUGCUACUCACAUACUUAGUGCUAUUAAGCUUUACUAUAAGAGGCAGCUCACCUUCUUCGUUUCCUUCCUACUUAUUAUCACAACCCAGGUGUUGGGGUUUGGGUGGGCAGGUAUAUUCCGGAGAUAUCUGGUGGAGCCUGCAGAGAUGUGGUGGCCGUCGAACCUCGUACAGGUCUCGUUGUUCAGGUUAUUAAUUGCAUCUCUUCUCUCACCGGAUCCCCUUCUGAGGCUCAUGUUCAGUGCCUCGGGGUUUGCACUAGACAGCUAG
Telopea speciosissima is the source of this 649-nucleotide messenger RNA. RefSeq names its product oligopeptide transporter 7-like. The transcript has 2 exons. The record is from RefSeq and is a predicted model, not a curated record. Gene Ontology annotation, molecular function: oligopeptide transmembrane transporter activity. Gene Ontology annotation, biological process: transmembrane transport. The coding region runs from base 5 to 649 and encodes 214 amino acids. NCBI's taxonomy places the organism in Eukaryota, Viridiplantae, Streptophyta, Magnoliopsida, Proteales, Proteaceae.